ACCACGGGGAGAAGGGGGCAGAGGAGGAGGGGGCGGCCACUGUAGUGGUAGUGAAUGGUGCCAAUUGUCCGAGCAACUCGUGUCCCCCCCUCCCUUCCCCUGCAGCUCCUCUGUGGGGCUAUUGUGCCCCCCUCCCAUUCCAGACAAGAGAGUAUUAUCUUCUUCUGAAUGAUUGUUCCGGGGGCUUUUACAAACACUUCUCCCCCCUGUGGUUUUGCCACACAAAAAACCCGAGUAACCCAAAGGUGAACUCUUGGAUUGAACGGAAUGGGAAACUUAAAAAAAAGUUUUACUGAUAACCUUUUACAUAAAUCAUUUCCGGAAAAUCUCCCUCCUCCCUCCUCCCUCCUCCCUCUCUCCUGCCAUUAUCUCAACCAACCCUCCCCUACCCAUCCCAAACUAGGACACAAUUGCUGGGUGACAAUGUAGCAAACAUUCCGCUGGUACGGGAGGCUUGAGGGGUCAGGAGCCCGAGAGAGCUGGGAGAAUCAGCAUAAAGCCCGAACCCUUGGGACGUCCUCUCCUUGCCCCAAGUCCGUUUCUUGGGAGCCUAACUCGAGUGGCAGCCCCUCCAUGAAGAUUUCUCUGAUCUCCCCCAGGUGGUGGUGACCUCUCCUUUCUCAGAUUUCUCAUAGCCCUUUGCCUGGACUGCUCCAUUGCAUAGCCACCAUCCUCCCUGAACAGAGGCUUCUCUCGGAAAAGUCACACGUUCUUGCCUAAGAUUUUCUUCCGCAAGAUGUCAUCCUCGGCUGCCAAGGACAAGCCUGAGCUACAGUUCCCGUUCCUGACCGACGAGGAGACUGUGAACACGCUUCGCGAGUGCAAGACUCUCUUCGUCCUGCGCGGGCUGCCCGGCAGCGGCAAGUCCACGCUGGCCCGGGCCAUCGUGGACCGCUAUCGGGACGGCACCAAGAUGGUGUCUGCCGACGCCUACAAGAUCACGCCGGGCUCCCAGACUGCCUUCCCCGAGGAGUACAAGCAGCUCGACGAGGACCUCAAUGUCUACUGCCGCCGCGACAUCAGCGUCCUGGUCCUGGAUGACACCCACCACGAGCGGGACCGCCUAGAGAAGAUCUUUGACCUUGCUGACCAGUACCAGUACCUGGUGGUGCUGGUGGAGCCUAAGACAUCAUGGCGACUGGACUGCACUAUGCUUAAGGAGAAGAACCAAUGGCAGCUCUCUGUAGAGGAUCUGAAGAAGCUGAAACCUGGCGUGGAGAAGGACUUUCUGCCUCUCUACUUUGGCUGGUUCCUGAGCAAGAAGGGCUCGGAGAGCCUGCGGAAGGCUGGCCAGGCCUUCCUGGACGAGCUGAGCAGCCACAAGGCCUUCAAGAAGGAGAUGAAGCACUUUGUGUCUGGGGAUGAAUCUAAGGAGAAGAUAGCCUUGGCUUCCUACUUUGUGAAGAGGCCUCCCGGGGUGCUGCACUGUACCACCAAGUUCUGUGACUAUGGGAAGGCGGAUGGGGCAAAUGAAUAUGCCCAGCAGGAUGUGGUGAAGAAAUCCUACUCUAAGGCCUUCACCCUGACUGUCUCUGCGCUGUUUGUGACCCCCAAGACAACGGGCGCCCGGGUGGAGCUGGGUGAGCAGGAGCUGCCGCUGUGGCCGGCAGAGGUGGACAAGUUGACGCCUACUGACAACCUGCCCCGAGGCAGCCGGGCCCACAUCACCCUGGGCUGUGCAGUCGGGAUCGAGCCUGUGCAGACCGGCAUCGACCUGCUGGAGAUGCUUCGGCAAGAGAAGGGGGGCAGUCAAGGAGAGGAGGUGGGCGAGCUGAGUCGGGGCACGCUCUACUCCUUGGGCAAUGGGCAGUGGAUGCUGCGUUUAGCCAAAAAGUUAGAGUUUAGGGCCAUCUUCACAGGAUACUAUGGGAAAGGCCACACUGUGCCCACGCACAGCAGCCGAAAGGGGAGGGCCUUGUCACCUUGCACCAUCAUCUAGACAAUGGGCUGCCCUUUCAAACUAUUCACCCUGCCCCCUUACUUGGGGGUGAGUAGGAGACACUGACUUCCACUUGACUUUUUUAUAUCAUUAACUCACCUUUAAUUCUUAAAAACUUGUAAAAUAACUGUCCCCUUCCAACCUAACACCUUAUGCUCUAAGUCAGAAAGAACAUAUGGAAGACUGGACUAAAGUCCUAGGAAUCAGGACCUUGUACUCCCCUCCCCCACAUUAUUCACCCAGUCUCCAGCAGCAGCACCCCUUGGUUUUUAGUCCCGGGGGGCUGCACUACCCUCAGUGUGCUCUGCAGAGAAGGCAUACAGCACUUCCAUAAAAGAUGUGUUUAGAUGGGUAGGGAGGCCCACCCCUCUCCUCCCUCCCACCUUUAUUAAUUGCUAGAGCUGGCUGGGAGGUUCUGGAAGUGUUUACUCUUCCCUUCCUAUCAGCCUAGUUUUUCAUUCUCCCAUUCCCCGCUACCAUUUUUCUGAGGGGGUGGGGUGGGGUGGGGAGGAGGAGAGUAGGAAUCUUCCUCUAUGAUGAAACUUGAUAGGGGGGAAGUAGGGGAACCCUAGGAGGAUUGUAUUCUGACAGUACUGUAUACUGACAAGCACACAACAGUAAAUAGCUGCCCCUCCCCCCCUUAUGAUACAAUUGCCCCUUAUAGGAGGGAGGAGCCCUAAGCAGAGAUUCACCUCAUUCUAGCAAUGAACUCUCCCUUAUAGAUGGGGAAAUUCUGGCCCAAAAGGGUUGGGAAGUCUGCCCAGCCCUACUGUAUAUUCAUGGGGAAAGCUAAGGCUUGCCUUCUAAUUAGGCUCCCCUGCCAUUAGGCUGGUAAAGGCUGCCUUUCAUCUGCCUUCCUUUCAGUAAGGGGAUUUUAACACUGCUUUGCAUACUUCCAUUUCCUGUUUCACAUAAUCUUCUUGGUAUCAUUUGACUCUGGUCUGGUUCCUGUGUGAUAGGGGACCUUACUUAUGUUCUUUCUCAACACAAAUGCUUGGGAUUUGAGUUAAACAUCCUGGUUUUGCCCCAUCCCCCAAAGUAUGACUGUUAAUGAAAUAAAUAUCAAUAAUCUCAA
Antechinus flavipes (yellow-footed antechinus) is the source of this 3014-nucleotide messenger RNA. It is a transcript of the gene CNP, whose product is annotated as 2',3'-cyclic nucleotide 3' phosphodiesterase. The record is from RefSeq and is a predicted model, not a curated record. Gene Ontology annotation, cellular component: membrane; cytoplasm. Bases 737 to 1939 code for a protein of 400 amino acids. Gene Ontology annotation, molecular function: 2',3'-cyclic-nucleotide 3'-phosphodiesterase activity. NCBI's taxonomy places the organism in Eukaryota, Metazoa, Chordata, Mammalia, Dasyuromorphia, Dasyuridae. Gene Ontology annotation, biological process: cyclic nucleotide catabolic process. The transcript has 4 exons.